Molecule: messenger RNA, 1074 nt
Organism: Carica papaya (papaya)
Lineage: Eukaryota; Viridiplantae; Streptophyta; Magnoliopsida; Brassicales; Caricaceae
Source: RefSeq, a predicted model, not a curated record
CUUUGAAUGUUUCCAUCUUGAUAGGAUUUGCAGACCUCAGAUCCAAACACCCGAUUUCACCAAGAACCAAACAAGAAAAAAAAAAAAAACAAAAAAAAAAAACAAAGCAUAAUCAAGAUCAGGAACAAGGAAAACAAAGAAUCUCUUCAAGUAAAUAAAUGGAAGAAAGGGAAGGAGAUCCAAGAAUCUGCAUUGCCUCUUUCCUUUUUCUCUUCUGCAUUGUUACCGGUGGCGUCUUCCUUUCCCUCUCCAUCACCCUCCCCGAUGGAGGACCUUCUUGGUAUCCUGUUGUGGGGAUGAUUUUUGUAUGCAUCCCCUGGGUGUUUUGGUUAAUGGCUUAUGUUUACAGGUGCUUCAAACCAUGUUGCACAGCCAACCAAUUCGCUUCUCAUCAACUUCCCAGCCGUAACAACCACCCUACAAAAUCAAUUACACCACCUGCUUGCAGCCCCCGGACGCCUAAAGAUUCUGCCUUUAAUGAUGUACCUGCAUCGUCCCCAUUAUCGCCUAUGCAAUCUCCCAAGGGCGAUCGCCAUGUUCAUUUUGCUGGAAUUCAUGUCAUGCAGAACAAUGACAACAAUAAUAAUAAUGGUAAUAACAAUGAUACAGAUGCAGAUAUCGAAGCACAUUCGAGCAAAGAUGAAACAGAGAAUUCUCAUAAUCCCACAACAGCAGAGAAAGUACUUGAGAGACCGAAUUCGUCAAAGGAAAGUGAAAUUCCUUUAAGACUCACUGUCUCACCUUGAUACAUAUUGUAACCAUACAGGAUCUGAUCUAUGAGGAGAAUGCUUCACGUAUCAGGGACUCAUGAUUUGCAGGAUGCAUAGUAAAAACCAGAACCAAUGUGAUUGCAGGCAAGGGAUGUUCUUGGUGAAUUAUUUCCUGUAAUUUUGAUUGAAAAUGAUCAUGUUGCAAUGAACAAAAAGGAGAGAGGAUUUCUAUUGCAUUAGCUGAAAAAGCAGGAGAGACACAUAUAUGCAUUCUGUAAGUACUUGUAAGGGUUCUAAAUCUAGAAAGGUUUUGGUCUAUGAUCAUGUGAAGAAAAUUAGUGAAAAGAGGAGAACCUUUUCUUGA